Molecule: messenger RNA, 2718 nt
Organism: Hibiscus syriacus
Lineage: Eukaryota; Viridiplantae; Streptophyta; Magnoliopsida; Malvales; Malvaceae
Product: two-component response regulator ARR2-like
Exons: 6
Coding region: 236-2272 (678 amino acids)
Biological process (GO): cytokinin-activated signaling pathway; phosphorelay signal transduction system
Molecular function (GO): DNA binding; DNA-binding transcription factor activity
Source: RefSeq, a predicted model, not a curated record
GAAUUAUCUAUUCUAAAUAAUCCAGAAUUUCUCACUUUUUCUUUCAGUUUUUACCUUAUAUCAACUUGGGUCUCUUUGAAUUUUCAACUCUGGGCAUCAAGUAUCAAUCUUUUGUUCUUUUUGGAUGCUUGUCGAGUUAGUUGAAGUCUAAGCAUGUGAAAACCAGCAUCUUUCUGCAAAAUUUCCCCUUGUUUUCUUGUUUCGGAUCUGGUUUUAAAGUGGUGGAGAGGGAUCCAUGUCGACUAUUAAUUCGAGUGCUGCUUGGAAAGCAGUAGAUUCAGUUCCGGAUCAGUUCCCUGCUGGUCUGCGUGUACUUGUUGUUGAUGAUGAUCCAACGUGUCUCAUAAUCUUGGAAAAGAUGCUAAGAACUUGUUCAUACGAAGUUACCAAGUGCAGUCGAGCAGAGACGGCAUUGUCGAUCCUUCGCGAGAACAAAAACGGGAUCGAUAUCGUUAUCAGCGAUGUUCAUAUGCCGGACAUGGACGGAUUCAAACUGCUUGAGCAUAUUGGUUUGGAGAUGGAUCUCCCUGUCAUCAUGAUGUCGGCAGAUGAUGGAAAACAUGUUGUUAUGAAGGGUGUUACACACGGUGCCUGUGAUUACCUAAUCAAACCAGUUCAUAUCAAGGCGCUGAAGAACAUAUGGCAGCAUGUCGUUCGGAAGAAGAAGAACGGGUGGAAGGACUUGGAGCAGUCGGGAUGUGUAGAAGAAGGAGAUCGGCAGCAAAAACAAUCUGAAGAGGCAGAUUACUCAUCCUCAGCUAAUGAAGGAAAUUGGAAAAGCUCGAAAAAGAGGAAGGAUAACGAGGAUGAAACCGAUGAUAGAGAUGAUACAUCCUCACUAAAGAAGCCGAGGGUUGUCUGGUCCGUUGAGCUCCAUCAACAGUUUGUUGCAGCAGUUAAUCAACUAGACAUUGACAAGGCUGUCCCGAAGAAAAUUUUGGAGUUGAUGAAUGCUCCCGGCCUUACCAGAGAAAAUGUUGCCAGCCAUCUUCAGAAAUUUCGCUUGUAUCUUAGAAGGCUGAGUGGGGUAUCACCGCACUCGAGUAAUCUGAAUGCUUCUUUUAUGAAUCCCCAAGGAGAAACUUUUGGUCCUCUAUCAUCAGUUAACGGGCUUGAUCUUCAAGCUCUUGCUGCCGGUGGUCAACUUCCUGCACAAUGUCUCGCCACACUCCAAGCUGCUGCCCUUGGUCAGUCAACCGCUAAAUCGAACAUACCUAUGCCCCUUGUUGAUCAAAGAAACGUUUUUAGCUUUGAUAAUCCAAAGUUAAGAUUUAGAGAAGGGGAGCAACAACUUAUGAAUAAUACUAAGCAAAUAAAUUUACUUCAUGGAAUUCCGACGACUAUGGGGCCGAAGCAGCUUACCACUUCACAAUCAAUAGGAAACAUAAAUAUGCAAGUAGCUUCCUAUGGUGUUCUAAGUAGCCAAAGUAACUCGUCAUUGAUAAAUAUGCAAGUCGCUUCCCAUGGUGUGCAAAGUAGCCAAAAUAAUUCAUUAUUGAUGCCGAUGGGUCAGCCACAGUUUGCUCAUGCUCCCAGACUUCCGUUAUCCAUGGGGCAGCCUAUGAUAUCAAAUGGAAUUGCUGCCAAUGUCUCCACACAAAAUGGUAUUCGAGAAAGUAUCCGAGCCCCUGGUUAUAAUCCAGUUCCGCAGACCACUUCGAUGUUGAAUUUCCCCGUGAAUCAUGCUUCAGAACUACCUGGUAAUGGUUUCCCCCUUGGAAGUGCACCGGGGAUGUCUGGUCGCAUAUCGAAAGGGACUUUUCAGGAAGAUUUUAUCUCGGAGAUUAAAGGAUCAGUGGGAAUCAUGCCAAGUUAUGACAUAUUUGAUGACUUGAAUCAACAUAAACCCCAAAACUGGGAGCUACGGAAUGCAGGUAUGACAUUUGACGACCCUCAGCAUUCAAACUCUCUACAAGGCAACCUUGAUCUUUCGCAAUCGAUUUUAGUUCAACAAGGGUUUUCUUCGGGCCAAAUGAACGGACAAAACCAGAGUGCAGCCGUUGUAAGCAAGGCAAUGUUCUCAGCAGGAGAUGGCACGGAGCCAGGGAAUCCAUUAAACUUCAAUCAGGAACUCAACUCCCUUCCCAUUGACAACACAGUUCGGGUCAAGACCGAGAGUGUUGCAGAUGUAAACCCUGACAAUCUAUUCAUCAGUCAUUUUGGACAAGAAGAUCUCAUGAGUGCUCUUCUGACGCAGCAGCAACAAGGCAUUGCGCGAGCUGAAAAUGAAUUCGACUUCGAUGGGUAUUCCCUGGACAAUAUUCCGGCGUAGACAACCUCCCAUCAUUCGCCAGUUCUUGCCAUUAUAAUUGCAUUUUAUGUACAUAUUAUCUUUUGCAACCAAUCAUCGGGACCUCAAGAUCAUGUUUCUUCAGGAAACCCGAUUUGCUGCCUUCCGUGAAGGCAAGAACCGCAAGUUCCUUUAUAAGUAUCAUGUGCUGCAAGUUUCUUUUCAACAUAGCAGGACCAGAUGAUCGGAUAAUCAGAACGGACGAGUCGCCAUUGGAAGAUAACUGCGGAGAAUUCCAUUCGAAAAAUGUUAUUGUUUGUUAGCAAAAUCCAUCGUGACCAACUAACUUGGGGUGAUCGCUGACUUUUUACAGCAGCAUUCCGAGUUGUGGAGGAUUGUUUCUAAACAUCAGCAGGCAUUGGAGGCUUUCUAAAUCCAAUAAACGGAAGAUAUUUGCUCUUCUAUUUAUUUUGGAAUUGAUUUGUGAU